AUGGAAAUACAAAGAUGGUUUGAAAUUUAAGAAUUUAAUCAUCCUUUAUAGGUUCUAUAUAAUAUAUGAUAUAAAUUUUAAGGUGAUUCUAUUCAUAAUUUAUUGGAAAUGUUCUAGAAAUGUCUUUAAAAACAAUUUCUUUGGUUUUUGUAGUCCUUAGGGAAACAACUAAGUUUCUAGAAAAUAUAUUAAAUCUAGAAGUAGGAAUGA
Molecule: messenger RNA, 210 nt
Organism: Paramecium sonneborni
Lineage: Eukaryota; Ciliophora; Oligohymenophorea; Peniculida; Parameciidae
Source: the annotation of a GenBank genome assembly